CCAAGAUGUCCACGUCCGGAUCUGUAACCAAGAGAUUGUCAAAUUCGACCUGGAGGUGAAGGCGCUUAUCCAGGUUGCACGGCUAAUAAAUAACACAGCUAGAAUCUGAAUCCGCAUAGUCUGGCUCUAGGGCCUGCUCUAAAACCUGGCUCCCCUAAUUCUGACUGUCCAGAAACGAAUUCUAAACCUACCCUUGAGUCUGUCUACGAACACUGCGCUCUAUAAUAGGUGGUUUGUAAAAUCAGAUUGAAGCUAAUCUUGUCAUCUGAUGCCCGGAAUUCAGCGCCCCGAUUUCCAAAGGUCUCAAGAUAUUCGAGAUUGUUCAGGACCAUUAAGUGCACUUACUGAACUGAAUGCUAAAGUGAAAGAGAAGUUUCAACAGUUGCGGCACAGAAUACAGGAGCUGGAGCAGUUGGCUAAAGAGCAAGACAAAGAGUCGGACAAGCAGGUUCUGCUCCAGGAGGUGGAGAACCACAAGAAGCAGAUGCUCAGCAAUCAGACGUCAUGGAGGAAAGCGAAUCUCACCUGCAAAAUCGCCAUCGACAACCUAGAGAAGGCAGAGCUUCUCCAGGGAGGAGACCUCUUGAGGCAAAGGAAAACCGCCAAAGAGAACCUGGCGCAGACGUCCAGCACCAUCACCGAGAACCUCAUGGGGAUCAGCCGGGUGAUGUCCCAGCAGGUGCAGCAGAGCGAGGAAGCCAUGCAGACACUGGUCACUUCUUCCCGGACUAUCCUGGACGCCAACGAAGAAUUCAAGUCCAUGUCGGGGACCAUCCAGCUGGGACGGAAGCUCAUCACAAAAUAUAAUCGCCGAGAGCUGACGGACAAGCUGCUCAUUUUCCUGGCCCUGGCCCUGUUUCUUGCUACGGUUCUCUACAUUGUAAAAAAGCGGCUCUUUCCAUUUUUAUAAGAGCCAAGAGCUGCCAGCGUCUGCCCUUUCAGCUCUGGUGUCAGGACCCAGCCAGGCUCCUGAGCUCUGGCCCAGCUGCCAGCCGACCCACCUCCCCGGGGGUCCAGGUGCUCAGCAGGACGGAUGGAGAUGGUCCGCCCGGGUUCUGGCAGGUGGCUGCCUUGUAAAGGACGGCAGAGCCAGGGGAGGCCUGUCGUCGGGACGCCUACAGGCACAGGGACUCCGAGAGCCACCGACGCGGGGUGGCUGCUACGUGGGGCACGCGGAGCCCGCCCUCUGGGCUGUGAUGUUCUGCUCUCUCCCUCUCCCGCUGCGGCCUUCAUGCCUGAUCAGGGGGAGGGAAGAGAAAUGGGGUGGGAGGAUGAUGACUUGGGUCCAUUCCUGAAUAAACUUGACUGUAUUGAA
Myotis daubentonii (Daubenton's bat) is the source of this 1315-nucleotide messenger RNA. RefSeq names its product BCL2 interacting protein 1 (gene BNIP1). Gene Ontology annotation, molecular function: SNAP receptor activity. The record is from RefSeq and is a predicted model, not a curated record. The transcript is spliced from 7 exons. Gene Ontology annotation, cellular component: endoplasmic reticulum; SNARE complex. The coding region runs from base 269 to 910 and encodes 213 amino acids. NCBI's taxonomy places the organism in Eukaryota, Metazoa, Chordata, Mammalia, Chiroptera, Vespertilionidae. Gene Ontology annotation, biological process: retrograde vesicle-mediated transport, Golgi to endoplasmic reticulum.